Molecule: messenger RNA, 771 nt
Organism: Corylus avellana
Lineage: Eukaryota; Viridiplantae; Streptophyta; Magnoliopsida; Fagales; Betulaceae
Gene: SCP2
Product: sterol carrier protein 2
Cellular component (GO): cytosol
Source: RefSeq, a predicted model, not a curated record
UCAGCUCAACCAACUCCUCACCCUCAUUCACACGGCAAUAAAACGCCGUAGUACUGAUCGUUACAAAUCUCAUCACAUGGUUUCCGAGUCAAGAAGAAUUACACGUCCCGAAGAGCGAGCUAGCGAGAGACUAAGCUAUGGCGGAUUCCACCAACCAGCUCAAGUCCGACGCCUUGCUGGAGCAGAUGAAGCAACACCUGGCCUCCGAUGCCGGCAAGGAGCUCACCAAGAAGAUCAACCUCGUCUAUCAGUUCAACAUCGCUCCUAAGAAAAUCGGAUUCGAUGAGGUAAUCUACACCGUUGAUCUGAAGAAGGGGGAGGUCUGCAAAGGGCCAUACGAGGGAGGAAAGCCCGAUGCCACGUUUUCCUUCAAGGAUGAGGAUUUUGUUAAGGUUGCCUUGGGGAAGAUGAAUCCUCAAAUUGCUUUCAUGAGGGGUGCUAUGAAGAUUAAGGGCAGUCUGAGUGCAGCACAGAAAUUCACUCCUGACAUUUUCCCGAAGCCUUCAAAGAUGUGAGCUGAUAUGUUGGGGGGUUAAUUACAUUAGGCUUCCAUCCAUUAUCUCUAUGAAACGGUAGAGCUUUAGACUGAAGUAUUUUAUCAAUAUCUGUCUUCAAUAUAUUGCAUAAUCUUUCUUGUGUAGCAGUAGCAUGGUGUGAAUCAGGAAGCUUUUCAUUCCUGGUGGACCUUGAAAUAUAAAGAUGCAAAAUCUUCUUUGCCGGCCAAUUUGGACGUGCUUGUUUCUUAAAUUCAAUCUAUGUGUGAAUUGUUGA